AUAUUUACAAGCUAAAAAGGCUGGUGUAUAUUGGAGUUUAAAAGAUAUGGUCUCGAUUUGGUGCCCUGGGAUGUGGUCUGAUAAAUUCUGUCUACACUAUGCAUGCUACAUUAUCAUGAUAUUAUCAUGCGUGGUUUCACUACACGCGCACAAAGCAAGAACGAAUGGUCUCAACAUCGACAACAAUGUGCUCCAAAUACAAAAGCGUUCGUUAGCAAAUCAUAGACUGCAAACAUUCAACGAUCUACGUCAGGUUCUUCAUAAAAUGGAAAAUAUAUACUCAUCUACAGAUAAAUACAGUAUUUUACAAAGUAAAGCUCGCGAGAAGAGAGACGCCGUCGGUUUUGCCGGAAGUGACAUUUUGGAUACUUUGUUGUCUACAUUGCUGCGUCCUGAUCAAUCUGGCCGUGCCCCGACCUCCCGCCCCCGCGGUCGUCUCAGCGUACAGGCCAGUUUUGCAAUCCUCCGAAAUCGGAUGCAGAACGAAGGUUGACGGUUACGGAAUCUUAAGGAACUUUGAUCUGAUAUUUAUUUUUUAAGGUUUUGUUGUUGUCUGUUAUUCAUUACCUGUUACGAAAUGAUUGCAUUUGAAACGUCAUAUUAUUUAUUUACAUUCAUUACAUGUUUUCCCUUUUUCAUAUCAGAAUUUAACACUUUCAUAUGUUUGCAU
Molecule: messenger RNA, 670 nt
Organism: Saccostrea cuccullata (small rock oyster)
Lineage: Eukaryota; Metazoa; Mollusca; Bivalvia; Ostreida; Ostreidae
Exons: 4
Coding region: 47-493 (148 amino acids)
Source: RefSeq, a predicted model, not a curated record